AGCAGGAGCAAGCGGGACAUGGUGGCACGGUUCCUCCAGGAGCCCAGCACCUUCGGGUCAGUGAUGGACUGGAAGUCUCAGACCUUGGAGCAGGUUGACAGGUUCAUCUUCUUCCUGCCCAAAGAGGUCAUCCAGCUCAUCCCCUCGGGGCUGGUGACACUGGAGCGCAUAGAGCGCCUCUUCCUGAACCAGCAGCAGUGGGAGACGGGGCCGGUGGGCCUACUCUGUAGGCAGGCCAGUGAUCAGACCGAGCUGCAGAGGAUGUUCGAGAGGCAGCAGUUUGUGCUCCAGUUCUUCCUGGGCUUCCUGAGGGCAGGCCGCGCGUCGGCGAUGCUCAUUCCCAGCUGCGAGAACCUGCACGCGGUGCCGCCCUCAGCCUGGAGUCUGGACAGCCUGCUGGGCAUGUCUGCAGGAGCCUUCAGCAGCUGCCUGGAGCUGAUUGGCCAGGACCCUUUCCUCAGGCACUAUGAACUGACGCAGCUCCUAAGCAAAGUCAAAAAGACCUACGGACCAGCGUCCUCCUUCUCUACCUCGGUGGUUUCUCAGCUUGGGCGCUUGGCUUUGCGGCUGACAGAGGAGGAGCUUGGUUUGCUCAGCCUGACGGAGCUGAGCUCCAUCUCCGCGCUUGGGGCCAUCGGUGACUGGAGCACCAGACAGCUGUCUGUCCUCUUCUCAUCGGUGCUGAACUCGACCAGACUGACCCCCAGCCAGCUGGACUCCAGUACCCUGGUGGCCCUGGGCCACAUAGUGUGUGGGAUCAAGACCUUGGACAUGCGGAACCUGAACGCGGUGGAGUUUGGUAAGGCAGUGCUGUGGUUGGGGAGUCUCAGGCUGUCCUGCUCAGAGGAGCAGCUCCAGGUCCUGGUGGCGCUCUUGAGCCACAGUCUGGCCUUUGGGCCAAUCAGCUCUUGGGGUCCUGAAGUGUUCAUUGAGAUUGGAGCUUUGGCAGCCGGGCUCCCAGACAUGGCCAUGUCAGCGCUGGUGAAGGACCAGAUAGAGGGCAUCACCCCAUUGGCUGUCUCUCUCAUUCCUGACCAAAAAUUUGCUGUGGUGUUUGACCAGGCCCAGAUCCGCAUGUUCUCCUACGAACAGGCCAUCGCGGUGACCGAGGCUCAGCGGUCUGUCCUAACCACAGUGCAGCAGACCGCAUUGGCCAUGGUUCUGACCCCCUGGGAGGACAAACCAGUUGACUUCCGUGGCAGGUCCUCCACCACCACGCUACGCCCUUGUCAUUGCUCCCUCUUUCUUGAACUGCUGAUACUCCUAAUAAUGUUCUGGCCUCCUUUCUGAAGGACACCACGCGUCUGCUGCGUUACCGCCCCACCCGCUCCGCACAACAUAGCCUUCUGUAUAGAAAUCCAAGGGCUGCUGAGCAAUCGCUAUAUUACUGCUUUUUAUUAGAUACUAUAUAAUUGCAUCAAUAGGACUCACGUUAUUAUCACAAAAUAGUAUUGAUUAUGUGAACCACAAUAUUAUAUGGAUUCUGCGAUGAAGAUGAGGUCAAAAUGAAUAAGCAGCUAUCUGAGUAAUUAUUGAUGCAAAACAUGGUAUAUAUAAUUUCCAAAAUACAUCUAUUUAGGUCUAAGUUGUUUUGUAUAUAGAUUUGAAAAAGUACUAAGUAAACAUGAUGCAAUGACGUUUGGAUUUAAAAUCCUCUGAUGCAAUUCAACCUACUGAAGCACUCAUUAACAAAUCGUUAGCUGUUACCAAGAUAUGACCACUGCCCCCCCCCCCCCCCCAUUGUGUUUCCUAAUUCCUGAGUUAGAGAACACUCUCUCACAAAAAUACUUUUAUUUUCGCUAAACUCAUUAACUAACGCCUUAAAUGCAUUACUUAUAUUUCAGUGUGAAAUUUAUCCCUAGUAUAUGAUAAUGUACAAUGAAAUGGAAUUGAACCGAGUUGCUAAAAUCUUAUGGCGAUUCGUAGUCAUAAAGAGUGAAUAAAUGGGAAACAGGUUUUUCUUGUUUGUGUAUAUUUUGGUAACUUUUAAAGAGAAAUGUCUAAUUUAUUUGGAAGCGCAAGUGAUGUUUAUUUAAGAAAGUGCU
Molecule: messenger RNA, 2045 nt
Organism: Paramormyrops kingsleyae
Lineage: Eukaryota; Metazoa; Chordata; Actinopteri; Osteoglossiformes; Mormyridae
Source: RefSeq, a predicted model, not a curated record